AUGGUUUUGGCAGGAGACACAUUGCCCAUUGAGGUAUACUGCCAUCUCCCAGUUAUGUGCGAGGACCGGAAUUUGCCCUACGUCUAUAUCCCCUCCAAGACGGACCUGGGGGCAGCCGCAGGCUCCAAGCGCCCCACCUGCGUGAUCAUGGUCAAGCCCCAUGAGGAGUACCAGGAGGCUUAUGACGAGUGCCUGGAGGAGGUGCAGGCCCUGCCCCCACCCAUGUGAAGGACUCGGACACUUGCUCCAGAAGUGGUUGGUCUGGCAGUGGGCCAGCUGGUUGUCCUCCUGCGGCCUGUGUCUGUGCAUCGCCCUGGUCCCCUGCAGCAUGUCUUCUUCCCGGGCAGCUCCGCCGGCUCUUUUGUGAAGGCAUAGCCGGAAUGUUCCGUUGAGCAUCGGUGAAGACCACUCCGAGGAU
Puma concolor (puma) is the source of this 418-nucleotide messenger RNA. The record is from RefSeq and is a predicted model, not a curated record. NCBI's taxonomy places the organism in Eukaryota, Metazoa, Chordata, Mammalia, Carnivora, Felidae.